Molecule: messenger RNA, 822 nt
Organism: Engraulis encrasicolus (European anchovy)
Lineage: Eukaryota; Metazoa; Chordata; Actinopteri; Clupeiformes; Engraulidae
Product: granzyme B(G,H)-like
Exons: 4
Coding region: 1-822 (273 amino acids)
Biological process (GO): proteolysis
Molecular function (GO): serine-type endopeptidase activity
Source: RefSeq, a predicted model, not a curated record
AUGGCCUCACUACAGAUCAGCAGAGGCCACACGUGUGGAGGAGUUCUCAUUAGAGAAGACUACGCGUGUGUGUUCGUCUGUGUGUGUGUGUUUGUAGGUGCGGUGCAGAGUGGCAUCUUUGGGGGUAAGGAGGCCAAGCCGCACUCGCGACCCUACAUGGUCUCUUUACAGGUCAGGGGGUAUCACGUGUGUGGAGGAGUUCUCAUCAGACAGGACUAUGUUCUUACCGCUGCCCACUGCCUCGAGUACAAGCCGGAUGUCGUAGUCCUCGGUGCCCACAACAUCAGCAGGGAAGAGAAGAGCCAGCAGCGUGUGGCUGUAUCUGAGUCCAUCCCACACCAGAAAUACCGACCCGUUGAAGAACCCUGGGGACACCAGCACGACAUCAUGCUGCUCAAGCUAGACCCUCCAGUGCAGCUGACCGAGUCUGUGUCGGUGCUGGAGCUGCCUAAGAGGUUUGGCUACCUGAAGGCGGGCAUGAGGUGCGAGGUGUCCGGCUGGGGCAGGAGGAUGCUGGGCAGGGGUGUGGAGUCUGUCCUCUACGAGACCACCGUCAUCCUGGACAGCAACGGAGAAUGUGAAUCCAAAUGGCAGCAGUACUACAACAAGGACCAGAUGGUCUGCACUGUCUCCGAUGGCAAAGACGGCUUCUGCCAGGGUGACUCUGGGGGUCCGCUGGUGUGCUGGAAGGGGAAGAGUAGAGUUCUGUACGGCACCACGGCCUACACUGAUGUCCCCUGCGACAAGCCGGGCUACCCAGAAGUCUACAUGAGGGUGCCCUUCUUCCUGCCUUGGAUACGCUCUGUCAUGGGGGACAAUUGA